Molecule: messenger RNA, 594 nt
Organism: Chinchilla lanigera (long-tailed chinchilla)
Lineage: Eukaryota; Metazoa; Chordata; Mammalia; Rodentia; Chinchillidae
Gene: Rpl11
Product: ribosomal protein L11
Biological process (GO): translation
Cellular component (GO): cytosolic large ribosomal subunit; ribosome
Molecular function (GO): structural constituent of ribosome; RNA binding
Source: RefSeq, marked provisional
CUCUUCCUGUUCUCCACCAUGGCGCAGGAUCAAGGUGAAAAGGAGAACCCCAUGCGGGAACUUCGGAUCCGCAAGCUCUGCCUUAACAUUUGUGUCGGAGAGAGUGGAGACAGAUUGACCAGGGCAGCCAAGGUACUGGAGCAGCUCACGGGCCAGACUCCUGUAUUCUCCAAAGCUAGAUACACUGUCAGGUCCUUUGGCAUCAGGAGAAACGAAAAGAUUGCUGUCCACUGCACAGUCCGUGGGGCCAAGGCAGAAGAAAUCCUGGAGAAAGGUCUAAAGGUGCGAGAGUAUGAAUUAAGGAAAAAUAACUUCUCCGAUACUGGAAACUUUGGUUUUGGGAUCCAGGAGCACAUCGAUCUGGGCAUCAAAUAUGACCCAAGCAUUGGUAUCUAUGGCCUGGACUUCUAUGUGGUGCUGGGUAGGCCAGGUUUCAGCAUCGCAGACAAGAAGCGCAGGACAGGCUGCAUUGGGGCCAAACACAGAAUCAGCAAAGAGGAGGCCAUGCGCUGGUUCCAGCAGAAGUAUGAUGGGAUCAUCCUUCCUGGCAAGUAAAUUCCCGUUUCUGUCCAAAAGGCCAAUAAAAUGUUUUCA